This is a messenger RNA of Nymphaea colorata (pocket water lily), 3359 nucleotides long. RefSeq names its product elongator complex protein 2. The coding region runs from base 204 to 2759 and encodes 851 amino acids. The record is from RefSeq and is a predicted model, not a curated record. Lineage: Eukaryota; Viridiplantae; Streptophyta; Magnoliopsida; Nymphaeales; Nymphaeaceae. The transcript has 11 exons. Gene Ontology annotation, cellular component: elongator holoenzyme complex. Gene Ontology annotation, biological process: tRNA wobble uridine modification. Gene Ontology annotation, molecular function: protein binding.
CUGCAUCCCUAUAGGUCCAGGGCUCAUAGUGUCGAUCCAGAUCAGAUCAUUUUUACCCGAUCCAUUGCGAGAGUUCCCCAGGGAGGGUUUUUGACAGAGAGACGUUGCUUAGGGUUUACGAGGGGUUUUUUCGAGUAUAGGAUUCUUCGUUGAGUUUUUUCCCGUCGGAAGAUCUGGUUCGCCUCUUCAUCUCCCACCAGUAAAUGGGUACUUCCGAUAAUUGUGAUAUGCGUGUAAGCGGAGUAGAUGGAACAUUCAUCGGCGCCGGAUGCAACAGAGUCGUGAAUAAUGUCUCGUGGGGUGCCUGCAAUUUGGUUGCCUUUGGUGCCCAGAAUGCCGUGGCCAUAUUUUGCCCCGAGAAAGGGAGGAUCUUGACAACUCUUCCUGGUCAUAAAGCCCUUGUGAACUGUACUUGUUGGAUCCCUAGUUCUAAGGAUGUAUUCAAAGUUCAAACACAAGAGCAUUUUUUGCUUUCUGGAGGUGCUGAUGGGGUUAUCCUUAUGUGGGCAGUAUUUCUUAAAGAAAUGCAGUGGAUGUAUGUAAUGCAAGUGCCAAAAUCACAUGGAAAAGGUGUGACGUGCAUUACUGGACUUCUCGUUUCAGAAGGUGCUUCUCUAUUUGCUUCCACAGGAUCUGAUGGCAUUGUUUUUCUCUGGAAAAUGGAUCUUCCGUCAAGCUAUGGAGAUGGCUGUGAAAUGACAUGCCUGGAUUCUAUCUCUGUUGGGAUGAGACCCAUGGUUGCACUCUCAUUGGCUUCGUUGCCAGAAAAUCCUGGACAGUUGGUUCUUGCAAUGGGGGGACUUGACAACAAGAUUCAUUUAUAUUCUGGAGAAGGAAGUGGAAAGCUUUCACCUGCUUGCGAGUUAAAGGGACACACAGACUGGAUCCGGGGAUUGGAUUUUUCAUUACCAAUUUCUGUUGAUGGAGGAUCAGAUUUUUUAUUUCUGGCAAGCUCAUCACAGGACAAAACAAUACGUGUAUGGAGGAUAGCAUUGCGUGAACUUCCAUCCAAUGCUCAAGCAACAAGCAUCCAAAACUGCAUUUCCAUGAUGUCAUAUAUUGAGGGUCCAGUUUUCACGGUUGCAGAUUCCACCUAUCAGGUUUCUCUUGAAUCUCUUCUAGUGGGACAUGAUGAUUGGGUGUAUUCAGUGGAUUGGCAACCUGCUCUUAUCAUGGAUGACAGCAAAAAGGGUUGGAUUCAGCCCCAGAGCAUUUUAUCUGCAUCUAUGGACAAGACGAUGAUGAUAUGGAAGCCUGAAAAGAAUACCGGUAUUUGGACAAAUAUGGUCAGUGUUGGUGAACUCAGCCAUUCUGCAUUAGGCUUUUAUGGCGGCCAUUGGGGUCCUCAUGGAGAUUCAAUUCUAGCUCAUGGAUAUGGUGGAUCAUUUCAUUUGUGGAAGAACGUAGGCUCAGAACAAGAAAAGUGGCAGCCAAAGGUAGUUCCAUCAGGGCACAGUGGUACUGUAACUGAUUUUUCGUGGUCCAGAUCUGGUGAAUAUAUUCUUUCAGUGAGCCAUGAUCAGACUACUCGCAUUUUUGCUUCAUGGGAAAGUAAAAGAUCCUCUGGCGAGAAACCUUCUUGGCAUGAAAUAGCUCGGCCACAGGUUCAUGGUCAUGACAUUAAUUGUGUAACAGUUAUUCAGGGGAAAGGCAAUCAACGAUUUGUUAGUGGAGCAGAUGAAAAGGUUGCUAGAGUAUUUAGUGCUCCACUCUCAUUUUUAAAGACACUAAGACAUGCUUCGGCACAAAUGACAAGCUAUCUGGAAGAUACUGGAGAAGAUGUUCAAAUUUUAGGUGCAAAUAUGUCUGCUCUUGGGCUAUCUCAGAAACCUAUCUAUGUUCAUUCAGAGCACAAUACAGCAGCUAUGGCCACACAAGUUGGUUCAGAACCAUUGGAAACUAUUCCAGAUGCAGUUCCAAUUGAACUAAUGGAACCCCCGAUUGAGGAGCAACUGGCAUGGCACACUCUAUGGCCAGAAACACACAAGCUUUAUGGUCAUGGAAAUGAGCUUUUCUCCUUAUGCUGUGAUCACGAAGGGAAGCUUGUUGCUUCCUCGUGCAAGGCGCAAUCUGCGAAAGUUGCAGAAAUAUGGCUAUGGCAAGUAGGGUCAUGGAAGGGUCUGGAUCGUUUACAAUCCCACAGCUUGACUGUGACUCAGAUGGAAUUCUCUCCAGAUGACUCUUUCCUGUUAGCAGUCUCAAGAGAUCGCCAUUUUUCUCUUUUCUCAAUAACACGAGAUGGGCUGCAAGAGGUCAGUCAUAAACUUGUUGCAAAGAUUGAAGCACAUAAGAGAAUUAUAUGGGCAUGCUCUUGGAACCCACACGGCCACCAGUUUGCAACUGGUUCUAGGGACAAAACUGUGAAGAUAUGGACAGUCAUUGUCAGCCCUGAUGAGGAAGCUUGUGUCAAGCAGCUGAUGGUGUUGCCACAGUUUGCUAGCAGUGUGACGGCUUUGUCUUGGUCUGGUGGGGUUGGGCUUUGCAAUGGGCUUCUUGCAAUUGGUAUGGAAGAUGGCCUAAUUGAGCUAUGGAGCACUAGCACUGAAAAAACUGCCAGUGAUUCUUUAGUUCCAUCAAAGUUCAGUGCCAGGCCUGCGUUUCGGUUGCAUCCAUUUCUAUGCCAUGCUUCCACAGUGCAUCGCUUGGCUUGGAGGAAAAACCAUGAGGAAGAUACAGGUGGCGAGAUGACCUUGCAACUUGGUUCCUGUGGUGCUGAUCAUACUGUGAGAGUGUUUGAUGUAAAGAUUAGUAAUUUCUAGUGCCACUUAUUCGAUCGCAAGUAGUGGACUUAUUACCAGCCACUUUACGUGCGCAAGCAAGCACAUGGGUGUUACAUGCUAGUUUGGUAUUGUGAGGUAAAAUCUCUGAAGUUGCAACCAGAGAUUGCACGUUUAAAGCACAUUCGACCAGUUGGCUGCAGAUCAGAGGAAGAUUCUUUGGUGACUGUUUGGCGUAAAAGAAUUCGUAGAAAAAGAUUUUACAGUCUAAAUGAAGGGAAUAAUAUUGGGAUUCGUUUCAUUAGUAUCCUUUUCAAGUCACUGGAAAGGAGGAGCUUGGUUGUGGCAGCGUGGGAAAUUUUUGCAGCAAAUAGUUCCAUUUUCAAGUGCUUACAACUUGAGGCUUUGAGGAACACCUGUGGCAUCCUUGCUGAAAAUCCAUGUAGAUGUUGGUGAGAUCGCUAGUUUUUUUUACGGCUGUGAGAGAAACAAAGAGAUCAGUUUUGAUAAUGUAAUCCCACUCUGUAAAUUAAUAUUUUUCAACAUCAUUGAUGAUUCAUGACCACUACCACUCUGGCAGGCUGGAACUUACAGAAUCCUUGGGCUUUCAUAAAGCUUUAUCAAGCAUUUCCAGAGUUGUUA